UGUUAUAAGAAUCUCAUUUUCUAUAAAAAUUGCAGAUAUCCACUUUUUUCAUCAGGACAUGUCAAAAAUGAAAAUGAAAAUUUGCAAAGAAGAAGAAGAAGAAGAAGAAUAAGAAAAAAAAUACAAAGUGAAAAAUAAUAAUUACGUGACGAAGAUAACGAAGGAUCAGAAAAAAAUGAAGAUAAUUCUUUGAAAAAUGACGAAGAAAGAGAAGAUAAAAACUGAACCCAUCAGAACUUUGUGGUGCAAUGGAUCGACACCCCAUACAAUAAUAAUAUCACGAGUUAGGGCCCCACUCCUAUAUAUAAUUCUCAAGGGGCCUGGAGCCUUUCUUUCAAUCGUACAUCGACUUCAGUUCACGUUUAUCUUCGCGACUUCUUGCAACCACAAAUACGUUUACAGUUUAAUUGCAAUUUUCAUAAGGAUUCACAGAGUUUAGCCGUGACAUUGAUAAUCAAGUUUCAUGCGUUUAAGUUUCGAGUGAAAACAUUAAGAGUGGCUGUUAAAGCUUUUUCUUAUUAUUUCUUCUCCCUCCUAAGGGGGCCAGGGGGAUUUUUUUUUUUUUUUUAAUAUUAAAAUUUACAUCAAUGAUUUUUUCUGUAAAAAAAAGUAGUGAGUGAGUGAGAGAAAUUUUGAAAACAAAAAAUGAUCCUCUUCACGUUGCGAUUUCUGGGUCUAUUUGCAUUUGCACAAUGUACCAUUUUACCAACAAGAAUGGUACAGGAUCUUGGUCGAAGAGCCAAUGCCUCAAUGGAAAAAUAUUAUCAACAAGAACAGGCAAUUAUUGAUUCUCGGAUUCAUUUGAAUCAAGGUUCACCGUCCUGGUACUUGGCUGCAUCCCACGAGAUGAGUCCAGCUUCCCAGAAUCUCUCAAAGAGAGCCCUCAGGAUGGAGACAAUGGCAUUGAUGCUCGUUGAAUUACUCAAAAUGACACCUGAGGAUGCUGUAUCACUUCUACCCUCGGUGGGAAUCAACGUAUGCAGCGGAAAUGUGGCAAAUAGUUUGCGAAUGGUCGCUGAAUGUAAAAAAGUUGAUCCCAGCUAUAGAACGCAUACUGGAAGAUGUAAUAAUGCCCUGCAUCCUUCUUGGGGUGGUGCUCUUGAAUCGUAUACGAGAUUUUUGUCACCUGAAUAUGAGGACGGUGUAUCAUUGCCAAAAUCACAUCUUCCUAGUGCUCGUGAAGUUUCCACUAAAGUACACUCGGGUGGUCCAGAUUUGAGGCAUCCUUUUCUAAUGGCACUAACAGCAAUGUUUGGACAAUUUAUUGCUCAUGAUAUGGCACAUACACCACGAAUGGAAUUGCCAAAUGGCGAGAGAUUGAAAUGUUGUGAUGUUGAAUUUGAAAAUUUUCAUCCCGAAUGUUUUCCAAUUGAAGCUGAAAAUGCAAUUGGAUGCAUGGAAUAUACCAGGUCGGCACCUCAUCCAGGAAGUACGCUUGAGGGAUGCAAAUUAGGACCAAGGCAACAGAUCAAUCAAGCAUCGUCUUAUCUCGAUUUAUCGACAAUUUAUGGAAGCUCAGAGGAGACAUCAAAUAUUCUUAGAGCAAAAACUGGUGGAUUAUUGAAUACGCAAAGAAAAAAUUUACCAAUGCCAUCGAAGGACUCAUUAAAUUGUCGAAGUCAAAGUAAAGCAUUGCCAUGUUUUUUUAGCGGUGAUUCUCGAAUCAAUGAACAUCCUGGCUUGGCGUUAAUGCAUCUACUUUUUCUUCGCGAACACAAUCGAAUUGCGCAGAAACUUGAAAAAAUUAAUCCACAUUGGAAUGAUGAGAAACUUUAUCAGGAAACAAGAAAAAUUGUCAUUGCCGAAAUGCAACAUGUGACAUACAAUGAAUUUCUUCCUGUUAUUAUGGGCGAAACAUUUCUUGAUAAAUUUGACUUGCGUUUAACACCAGGAGGCUAUUUUCGUGAAUAUGAUUUUCGCAUUGAUGGCACAAUGACGAAUGCAGCGUCUUCGGCAGGAUUUUCAUUUUUUGUUGCAUUAACACCAAAGACUCUUGAUCUCGUUGAUUCACGAUCUUCACAGAAAUCAGGUGAAAGAUCACUUCUUUCUGCCUUUUAUGCACCACAGGAGCUUUAUGAGGCUGGAGCAAUUGAUCGAUUAAUCGCUGGUGCAACUGCUGGACAUUCCAGAAAACCAUUUCCGCCAGGAUUAAAUGAGAUCCUUUUGGACCGAUACUUUCACGAUGGAAAGACAAACGAUGUUGCUGUUGACUAUGCCGCUCAGAUGAUUCAACAAGGCAGAGAUCAUGGCUUGGCGACUUACGUCAAAUGGAGAUCUUUCUGUGAUCUUCCAAAUGUUGAUCAUUUCUACGAUCUUAAAGGAACGAUGCUGUCAGAAACUAUUGACCGUUUGGAGCGAGUUUAUAGCAAGGUGGAAGACGUAGAUUUGGUAACUGGUGCACUUUCAGAAUUACCAGUGGAAGGUUCAGUUUUGGGUCCAACUUUCCUUUGCUUAUUGGGAAGAACUUUCAGAAAUGCUCGUUUAGGCGACAGAUACUGGUAUGAAAAUGAACACACUCCAGGUUCAUUUCUACCAAGGCAAUUGGAGGAAAUUAAAAAAACCACAAUGGCUAGGAUAUUAUGUGAUAAUGGUGACAGAUUAAAACGAGUUCAACCUAGAGCUUUCAUUCUCAAGGAUCCAUUUUUAAAUGAAAUGAGUGACUGCUCAAUAUAUGAGUCCAAUGAUUUAAAUUUAAUUCAUUGGCAAGAGAGCAAAACUUCAAAUUAGAGAUUUAUAAGUUUCCUGAUAUUCAAAUUGCAUGAAUGCAAAUCAACGUGCCAACAAAACGUCCAGUCAUAUCUUGACACAACAAUAGUAAACUUAUAAAAAUCACAUUCUAAUCAACUGAUCAGAAUCCGAUUUGAAUAUGUUUUUCGUGAACUUGUUGCUUAUGUGUUUAAAAUCGAAAAGUCUUAUUUGUUCAUUAAAAAUUCAAAUAUUGAAUAAUAUAAUCCUGAGUAAAUUCGAAGCGAUAUUGCGCUUAUGAUUCAAAGUCUUGUUGAAUAAUUAUUAUUCAAGGUCUUAGAAAUAAUUUGUAGAAAGAAAUUUUCAUUAAAAUUAUUUUAAAUUAACAAAAUGGACUAUAGCGAUUUUUCAUCAACUUUUUAAAAUUAUUUAUUAUCAUUUACAAUAAUGUAUAAUUAAUAAUUGCUAAAAUAAUUUAUUAUUUUAGAAGGAAUUUAAAUUUAGUACAAAAAUAAUACAAAAUUCAU
Molecule: messenger RNA, 3212 nt
Organism: Leptopilina boulardi
Lineage: Eukaryota; Metazoa; Arthropoda; Insecta; Hymenoptera; Figitidae
Product: peroxidasin homolog
Exons: 10
Coding region: 646-2727 (693 amino acids)
Biological process (GO): response to oxidative stress
Molecular function (GO): heme binding; peroxidase activity
Source: RefSeq, a predicted model, not a curated record